Molecule: messenger RNA, 1743 nt
Organism: Bactrocera oleae (olive fruit fly)
Lineage: Eukaryota; Metazoa; Arthropoda; Insecta; Diptera; Tephritidae
Gene: GstD11
Product: Glutathione S transferase D11
Biological process (GO): glutathione metabolic process
Molecular function (GO): glutathione transferase activity
Source: RefSeq, a predicted model, not a curated record
GGUGAGUGGAAUACAUGAGCAUUUCGGAAGGAUUCGAAUACAUUUUCCUAGCCUAACUUUGCUAUUCUCUGAAGAGGGAAUCAGUAAAAAGUCAAUGGUUAAUAUUUUUAUUCGUAAUCGUGGAGCUAGGCUUUCGUGCGUGAGGUGAAAGUUAUACUUUUUAUGGAGUGUUUAUUCUCGCUUGGUUUUGCAAUGCAAAUCUUUGAGUGAACUCGACAGCGUUACGGAUGUGCCUUGAACGAACUUUUAAUUGUUUUAAUGACAUUUUGUGCAGAAACGUCAAUUGAAUACCAACUACACACUUUCACACAAAGACACACACACGAACCUUGUAUUUGUUCUGAUUAUCUUUUAAUGCUUGGAUCACAUACCACACACAUUAACAUGUAGACACGCCUUCACAUAUGCUAACUCUGCGGGAAAAAGUGCAGUUAAGUGCUGCUCGAAAUGCCGUUUAAUUAUGAAUUUCAUUCAAAUCGAUUGCAGUUAUAAUUAUUGACCAAUUGUGUUGUUGUUAUUAAUAAUUGAUACGCCUUUGUCCUCGCAUUGGCUGCAAUAGCCACAAGACGCUCACCUAACAUUUAGUUGCUCGGCACAACAACAGCAGUUUGCAACAAUUGACAAUGAGGAGUCUAUUUUUAUUAUUGCGAAGGAACACAUUUUGAAUUCCUUCACUUCAUUCGCACAAUGCUCGACGAGACAGCGCAUAUUGUUAAAGAAUUUGUUUAUUGUGUUUUGAGCAGAGGUGGCGCCAAGAUGUCUGUGACACUCUAUUAUCUACCGCCGAGUCCACCAUGUCGCGCCGUUUUAUUGUUGGGCAAAAUGCUGGGCAUCGAUUUCGAUUUGAAGAUCGUCAAUGUCUUGGCCGGUGAUCAGUUGAAACCCGAAUUUUUGCAGCUAAAUCCCCAACACUGCAUUCCAACGAUCAAUGAUGAAGGUCUGGUGUUGUGGGAGAGUCGUGCGAUCUUACAAUACAUGGCCGCAGCUUAUGGAAAAGACGAUUCUCUCUAUCCGACAGAUGUUCGUUCUCGUGCUUUGGUCGAUCAGCGAAUUCAAUUUGAUUUGGGCACCUUGUAUGCGCGGAUGUACGACUGCUAUUUACCAACUGUACUCUGGAGCGCUCCUGUGGAUGAAUCGAAGAAACCUCGUUUAGCCGAAGCUUUCGAUUGGUUCAAUACCUCUUUGAAGGGUCACGAAUUCGCUGCACUAGAUCACUUUACGAUUGCCGAUCUCACCUUGUUAGUUACCGUUUCGCAAUGUGAAGCUUUUGGUUUCGAGGUGGACUCCUAUAAUCGUGUCAAACAUUGGUUGCGACGCUGCAAGGACUACAUGGCACCGUACGACUAUGAGGAACUAAAUGGCAGCAAAGCAAUUACAUUGGGAGAUAUGUUUCGAGCAAAAACAGAGAUCCCAUAACUUGAAUGUUGAUUAAAAUAUUUAGUCAUUGUCAACUAAUGUGAAAAAUGGGGUAUUUUUUUUGUUUCCGAAGUAACAAAAUGUUUUGAAACUAAUUUAUGAUAAUAAUAGAGAAAUUAAGGAAAUUUUUGCAAGUGGAUUUACAACUUCAAUAUUUCCACAAAGGUUCUUUAAUAAAAGCAACAACAUUUUUCAUUACUAUGAAAGCAAAAAUAUUCCCCAUUUCUAUUGGUUGUUGUAGUUCUAAUGUAGUAGUUUGUUUUGAAUUUUGAAAUUCUUAGUAAAAAUAAAUGACACCCUUGUAGUAAAUAGCACAAAGCAAAAUCA